AUGCUGGCCUGGAUGCUGGCAGCGACUGCCUUCGCCGAGGACGUCCUUGAACAAAGAGACAGCACCUGGAUUGGAGUGUAUACUUGUCCUCAGCCAAACUGGUCGCCUCAAGACCAGUGCCGAUGGACACAGAUGGAGAUAACCGGCAACAGUCAACAAGGCAAAUGCUACGCCAUCGAUCCAAGCACCUCCGAUAAAUUGUCUUUCGGGCCUGAUCAAGGCAUCUGGUGUAUUUUGUUCACUGGCAAGGAAUGCAGCGGCGAUCAGUCCAAGAUCUACUAUCCAGGCACUCCGUACUUGGGACAGUGGCGAGCGACACACAUGGACGGUGGCGCGAAUCCUACUUCAAAGUUCCAGAGCUUUUCGUGUGGUCGAAGUUGA
This is a messenger RNA of Cyphellophora attinorum, 381 nucleotides long. RefSeq lists its product as uncharacterized. The record is from RefSeq and is a predicted model, not a curated record. Lineage: Eukaryota; Fungi; Ascomycota; Eurotiomycetes; Chaetothyriales; Cyphellophoraceae. The transcript has 3 exons. Bases 1 to 381 code for a protein of 126 amino acids.